Gallus gallus (chicken) is the source of this 2903-nucleotide messenger RNA. RefSeq names its product transglutaminase 4 (gene TGM4). Gene Ontology annotation, molecular function: protein-glutamine gamma-glutamyltransferase activity. The transcript has 14 exons. Gene Ontology annotation, biological process: peptide cross-linking. Bases 469 to 2697 code for a protein of 742 amino acids. Lineage: Eukaryota; Metazoa; Chordata; Aves; Galliformes; Phasianidae. The record is from RefSeq and is a predicted model, not a curated record.
AAGCUAAUAAAGUCUUUGAUCUGAGAAGAGAAAUGACAGUUGGGAUUAAUUUUUAAGUCACUGGCCCUGGCUGUUAUUACUAUGACUACUCCUAUUACAAUGACUGCUUCUACUGCCACUACUAUCACCGUUGCUUUAAUAUCUGCAGUAACAAAGAACCGUUUGUAGUGCUCAAAGAUCCUUGCCCUUGUCUGUAUGUAUAUUUCUAUGGCUGUUUAUACACAUGUGCACACGUUGCCUACAGUGAAAGGCAGCAAGGUGAGGAAGACGCAUAGCUGCAUGCAAGUGCCGGUGGCAUCAUUCCCUUUGGCAUCUGCUCCAGAACACUGAAAACGAAACUAAAAGCAAUUCACAAGUGUUUCUGUGCUGAGGCAGUUUGCUUUGUGGUGAAGCAAGCUGUGUUGUAGGAGGAUGGUCCCGGCUGCUGCCAGCGUGACCUGCCCCCGAGCCCCUGCACCAUGAGGUGGGAUGCUCCAGGCCCAAAGGCAGGAGAAGUGGUACUGUUUUUUGCUGUUGAGCCAUCUGUUCCUUGCAGUGGUCCUUGACGAGCAUUCUUGCUGGACCACUGGGUGCCCAGACAGCGACCUGAAAGUUACCAAGGUUGACUUCCUCAAGAGCCAGAACUCGGUGCAGCACCACACGGAUGCGUACAACACCUCAAACCUGGUGGUGCGGCGUGGGCAGCCCUUCCUGCUGCAGCUGACCCUCAGCAGGGAGCUGCGAGCCGCCGACAAGCUGUCACUGCAUUUCAGCAUCGGUGAAAGGCCAAUGGAGCCCACAGGGACCCUGAUGUCACUGAACCCCAGGAGCACGAGGAAUGUCAGCGGUUGGCAAAUCGCCAUCAUCAAGUCCAGUGGCACAGAGUGCACGCUGUCUGUCACCAGCGCACCCAAUGCUGCCGUGGGAAUAUAUGGACUGAUGGUGAAGACUGGCCCUAAUAUUUACAAGCCCGAGAAGAACACUGUCUACCUUCUGUUCAACCCUUGGUGUGAAGGUGAUAUUGUCUUCCUGUCCAACGAGGCUGAGAGAAAGGAGUACGUACUCAACGAUACGGGCUACAUCUAUGUUGGGUCUGCCUUCAACAUACACAGCAAACCCUGGAAUUUCGGGCAGUUUGAGGAAUCAAUCCUGGAUGCCUGCAUGUACCUGCUGGACAAAAGCAAACUCAAGAUGAGCAGUAGAAGGGAUCCUGUGGUUGUAUCCAGAGCCAUGUCUGCUUUGGUGAAUGCCAACGAUGACAAUGGUGUCGUGCUGGGAAACUGGUCAGGGAAGUACGAGAACGGGACUUCCCCCAUGGCAUGGAUUGGGAGCGUCGCAAUUUUGCAGCAGUAUUACAAAACCAAGAAGCCUGUCAGUUAUGGUCAAUGUUGGGUCUUCUCAGGAGUCCUCACUACAGUCAUGCGCUGCCUGGGGAUCCCAGCCCGCAGUGUGAGCAACUUCAACUCGGCGCAUGACACCGAUGAGAACCUGAGGGUUGAUGUCUACCUGAACGAGAAAGGAGAAAAACUGAAAUGGAUGUCCUCUGACUCCGUCUGGAACUUCCACGUGUGGAAUGAUGUCUGGAUGAAGCGGAAGGACCUGCCAUCAGGGUUUGAUGGCUGGCAGGCAAUCGACGCGACCCCUCAGGAGCAAAGUCAAGGUACUUUCCAGUGUGGCCCGUGCCCACUGAAGGCCGUCAAAGAGGGAGACGUGUAUUUGCCCUACGACAGCAAGUUUGUGUACGCGGAAGUGAACGCCGACAAGGUCUACUGGCGCGUCAAGGAGGAGAACGGCAGGAACAAGUACACCAAGCUGGGUGUGGAGAGCCAGAGCAUCGGCGCCAACAUCAGCACAAAGGCUGUGGGGCAGAACAGGCGGGAGGACAUCACCUGGCAGUACAAGUUCCCUGAAGGCUCUGCAGAGGAAAGGGCAUCCAUGAAGAGAGCUGUAUCCUACCUGCAGCCCUCGGGGUUGACGCCUCGUUCACGCUUUGCUGCAGUCCCCAUGGAAGUGAGCCUAAGAAACGUGAGUGACAAGGACACGGUUCAAAACGAGGUGGUGCCCAAGUCUGGGGUCCAGCUGGAGAUAACCAACGAGAAGCCUCUGUGUCCUGGUAAUCCCAUUGAGGUGACCAUCACCGUGAAGAGCACUGUGGCCGGGAGCUGGACUGUCGACCUUGCCAGCUCCUGCCAGCUGCAGUCCUACACUGGGAAAGUCCAUGCCAAUCUUGGAUACGUCAAGCAGACUGUCAAGGUGGAAGGCCAAUCUGAGGUGCACGUCCCGCUGAAGAUCAUGCCCGAUGCUUACAUGAAAGCAUUGGCUACAGUGGAUGAUGAAGAGCACGUCCACGUCACUGCCAUUGCUGAGAUCCAGGGGACACCUGAGAAGCUCACCAAGGAGGCGUCACUGAGCUUCGAGUACCCUCCCAUCCAGGUCCAGAUGCCAGAAACGGCAAAGGUGAACAACGACUUCACCUGUGCCUUCAUCUUCAAGAACAAGCUGAACGUUCCCCUGGAUAACUGCAAGCUGAUGGUGGAGGGCUUGGGCAUAUUUAAGAUGGCGACAUUUGAUGAAGGGGAUAUACAGCCAGGCAGGAUUAUUAAGUCUGAAGUCAUAUGCACUCCAACGAGAGUAGGAGAGAAGAAGAUCGUGGCCAGGCUGACCUCCAACCAGGUCAAAGACAUUUCGGUGGAGAAGGCCAUCACGGUCACCCACUAGGAACAGCACCAUGGCAGUGGGCAGAAGGGGACCCUGAACACGUGACGGCUGCGGGUCACUGCCACCACUCCUCUCCUUGACUGCGGGAUAGAGCUUGAUGAGCAAAGAACUGCAAUCCCAUUAAGCAAAGGGAAUUACACUGAUGUAAAGGCCAUAGCUGCUUUGAUUGCAGCUGACUGUGAUUCAAUAAAGAGUGUUAAAAUCAA